Messenger RNA from Hypanus sabinus (Atlantic stingray), 8952 nucleotides. RefSeq names its product fibroblast growth factor receptor 4-like. Gene Ontology annotation, cellular component: membrane; signaling receptor complex. The record is from RefSeq and is a predicted model, not a curated record. Gene Ontology annotation, biological process: positive regulation of kinase activity; protein phosphorylation; positive regulation of cell population proliferation. Bases 1175 to 3619 code for a protein of 814 amino acids. The transcript is spliced from 18 exons. Gene Ontology annotation, molecular function: fibroblast growth factor binding; ATP binding; fibroblast growth factor receptor activity. NCBI's taxonomy places the organism in Eukaryota, Metazoa, Chordata, Chondrichthyes, Myliobatiformes, Dasyatidae.
CUGGGGGGUAAGAGGAGGUGCCAGGGGAUUGGAGCCACCCCUCUCUUUCAGCUCCCUUUAAGGGCUAUUGUUAACUCAGAGUGCGUGAGAGAUAGAACCUUCCAGCAAACAGUGGGUGUAACGCGAGAGCUGCUAAUUGAGAUUUCUAAUGCUGCUGACCCCUUAAGGGCACAAGAUCUGGCGACUCUGACUCAGGCAGACAGCGUGGGGAGAGAGAGGGGAGGGAGCAGCCAGCCAGCCUGUGCGCCUUGCAUUAUCUCCUGUGUACAGUGCUGAGCACUUUCCACCGGCACAUCAGUCCCACUGCCAACACCAGAACGGCUUCAGACUCAGAAAAAGCGUUUUCUUCUCUGUUACAAUUGUGUAAACAUCCCUCCUCUCCCGCCAAGAUCUUUCUGUUGCUUACUUUGGAUUUAACUGUAUAGAACAUUCGUGACGGCCAAGGUAUGCAGUCUGAAGGCUUCAAGGAACUGUUAUCAGCUACCGCCCGCUCCUGACUGCCAACGGUUUACAGAUUUCAUUUGCGGUAGUUGCAUUUCUCCGGAAUUGCUGGCACGACCAAAGAGAGGGAAACUUUCUGGGAGCAAGCAGCCAGCACCAAGCAGAGGGAACCUUUCCUGGAGAGUUAGAAAGAGGGGUUGGUAAUUUCUUGGAGCUCAAACUCUUCCUGGUCACUACUCGUGCUUUCUACACCACCCCCCACCCCCCGUGCAAUGGUGGCAUCAACGUCCCACUCACACAGGUGACUCCAGAUGUGCUUGAGACUGUAACUCGUCCCGCCUGAUGUAAGGACACCUGGAAGUUUCCUGGAAACCCUUCAUCUCGUCACUGCGUCCCGAGGGGGGAGCGAUAGUUGGUGGUGGGGUCUGACUGUGAAUCGUCACACAAGUACCUUGAUGGAGUGAGACUGUGUGGGAUCUAAGCAAGCCCAGAGGUACUGCUCCGACAGUUUGGAAUUGUCCUGGGAUUGCUCAGCAACUUCUCAGAGCCAACGUCCAGCAGUUCAAGAGCUUGUAUGCAGAUCUUUGCCAGUGACUGCACAGAACUGCUGAGGCACAAAAAGAGAACUGCGGUGCCUUCACCAUUCCAUUCCACCAAUGAAUGCCCGGAGCAGCUGAGCAAUCAAGAUUUGGAAAGUUUGCAACUACUUUGAAUUUCUACUAAAGGAAGAGGAAUGAGCUACGUGCUGUGCAAACUGUGUCUAUGUGUGUUCACUCUCAUUACACUCACCGUGUCAAGACCCACUGUUUCACAAUUUGAAGAAAAGAAUUCACAGCUAGUAUUGUUGGGCACUGAAGCAGCAGAAACCCAGAACCACAUUCUCCUGGACCUUCAUGAUGGGCUCAAGUUGAUAUGUGGCACCAAUCGAACCGAGAACAUCAACUGGUACAAAGAAGAUAAGCAGAUCUUGCCCAGUGACAGAGUGCACAUAGUGCGGAAGGUUCUAGAAAUUGUAGAGACUACUUACAAUGACUCUGGUCUAUACCUAUGUGUGGUGCAUGGGACAGGCGAGAUUCUAAAAAACUUCACAGUGACUGUAGCAGACUCUUUGUCUUCUGGAGAUGAUGAUGAAGAUGGUGGAUCUGAAGAUUCAGCUUCAGAAACCAGUGACAGUCGCUCGUUUCCUCAGAAAGGAGCUCCCUACUGGACUCACUUUGAGCGAAUGGAGAAGCGCCUGCACGUGGUUCCAGCAGCAAACACAGUUAAAUUUCGCUGCCCGGCUGCUGGAAAUCCUCUUCCUACCAUACGCUGGCUGAAGAAUGGCAGGGAAUUCAGGGGAGAGCAGCGGAUUGGAGGAAUUAAGCUACGCCAUCAGCGCUGGAGCCUGGUAAUGGAGAGUGUUGUGCCUUCUGACCGUGGCAACUAUACCUGUGUGGUGGAAAACAAGUAUGGCAGCAUUAACCACAGUUACCAAUUGGAAGUUCUGGAACGGUCUCCUCACCGGCCGAUCCUGCAGGUUGGCCUGCCAGCUAACAAAUCUGCCGUGGUGGGCAGCAAUGUGGAGUUCCACUGCAGAGUUUUCAGUGACGCACAGCCUCACAUCCAAUGGCUCAAACACGUGGAGGUGAACGGCAGUAGAUAUGGACCCGAUGAGGCUCCAUAUGUCCAAGUGUUAAAGACUGCUGACAUUAACAGCACUGAAAUUGAAGUACUCUACUUGCAUAAUGUCACAUUUGAAGAUGCAGGCAAAUACACCUGUUUGGCAGGCAAUUCUAUUGGGAUCUCUUACCAUUCUGCCUGGCUGACAGUUUUACCAGAGGAAGAGCCCCCGAAAAUAAUUGACUCCUCUGGGACAAAGUACACUGAUAUCCUGAUCUAUGCUGCUACAUCUCUGGCUAUCAUCUUGUCAGUCGUCAUCAUUAUAUUGUGCAGAAUGCAGGCAAGGUCCAGCAAAAGGGCCUUUGACCCACUGCCUGUGCAGAAACUCUCCAAGUUUCCUUUUAAAAGACAGUUUUCACGAGAAUCAAACUCUUCAAUGAAAUCGAAUGCCUCUCUUGUCAGAGUGACGCGCCUGUCCUCCAGUGGUACACCCAUGCUGUCUGGCGUUGUGGAGUUCGAGUUACCAAUGGACCCAAAAUGGGAAUUCCAUCGGGAUAAACUGGUAUUGGGGAAACCCCUUGGAGAGGGUUGCUUUGGGCAGGUGGUUAAAGCGGAGGCUUAUGGGAUAAACAAGGACGACCCGGACAAGCCGGUUACCGUGGCAGUGAAGUCACUGAAAGAUGAUGCCACGGAGAAAGACCUGGCAGAUCUCAUCUCAGAGAUGGAGAUGAUGAAGAUGAUGGAUAAGCAUAAAAAUAUAAUUAACUUGCUUGGUGCCUGCACACAGGAUGGUUUGCUGUACGUAAUUGUGGAAUACGCCACAAAAGGUAACUUGCGGGAAUACCUCAGGGCUCGGCGGCCACCCGGCAUGGAUUACAACUUCCAUGUCACAAAGGUGCCGGAAGAGCAACUAACGUUUAAAGAUCUGGUGUCCAGCGCUUAUCAAGUGGCAAGGGGCAUGGAAUACUUAGCAUCUAAAAAGUGUAUCCAUCGUGACUUGGCAGCCAGGAAUGUGUUAGUAACUGAAGACAAUGUCAUGAAAAUCGCAGACUUUGGCCUGGCACGAGGUGUGAACAAUAUUGACUAUUACAAGAAAACCACAAAUGGUCGCUUGCCAGUAAAGUGGAUGGCGCCAGAGGCCUUAUUUGAUAGAGUGUAUACACACCAAAGUGAUGUAUGGUCAUUUGGAGUCUUGAUGUGGGAAAUCUUCACACUAGGUGGCUCUCCUUAUCCAGGAAUCCCUGUGGAGGAACUCUUCAAACUUCUCAAAGAAGGCCAUCGAAUGGACAAGCCGUCAAACUGUACUCAUGAACUAUAUUUGCUUAUGAGGGAGUGCUGGCAUGCAGUGGCUUCCCAAAGACCAACAUUCAAACAGCUGGUGGCAGAGCUUGACAAGGUCUUGAGUUCUAUAUCAGAUGAGUAUUUGGACCUCUCGACUCCCUUUGAGCAAUAUUCUCCCUCCUGCGAGGACAGCAACAGUACAUGUUCUUCUGAUGACUCUGUCUUUGCCCACGAACCUUUGUCUGAAGACCCGUGCUUACUCAACUACCGUGAUUGUAACACUCGAAGCAGGACUUGAGGAAAAUGUCAUUCUGCAACUGGCUCAGCGUUGCUAAUUGCCCUGUAAUUUACCAAGGUCGUACAUUGGGGAAGGUCGGAAACUGGAAUGAGACUGAUUUUUCCCUAAGACCUGCUUCUUCCUGAAAGGUAUGAAAUGUCCUUCUGUGGAAGUAACGCAGGCGGUGUGGCAAGGAAUUUAAAACCAUUCAUGCCUUCAUCGGUUCAGACUUACCACAAUUCUUGCCUUUUGAGACUGAUGACUAGCAAUAAAAGCCAUAUUUGUAUUCAGGCAUUGGGUAACAGCAGAGCUCCCUGUCAUAGGAACAUCAUACCACCUUUUGUGGCAAUUCUAUUGAUUCUUUACCAUGUGAUAUUAUCAAAGGAGGUGAUGUAUCAUAGCUUGAUAAUGUAUAGUAGUGAAGGAGCAUAAAGUGAACCACAACAGCAACUGUAAGUUAUUUGGAACAGAAUCCAACUUGUGAGGAAAGAGCUUCCAUGAUUGGAACAGAUGGAGUUAAAGAUUUGCUACCAAGAAAAUCCUGGACUUGCAUCUCUGGUCAAAGGAUCAAAACUAUCAUCUGGCGAUAAUGUUAUUAACUGCACCAUUCACUACACUAGUUACCUAAUAAGAUCAUAUCAUUUGGUGUAAUAAGUUUCAAUUUUUGCUCUGCAGGAAAACCAAACUUUGGAGAAGGUAGAGUACUUUACCUGAUUGGUUUACCUGGCCUUUGUAGAAUAUUUCAACCAGACAUCUGUAGCCUCUAUUGAAAUGGAAAUUCUACAAUAAGCAAAUUGCAGAAUGACGUACCAAUUCUGGAAUGCCCGGAAUUCAGUGCAAAGCUCUUCGAACGAUGCAGUGACCUGAGAUCCCAUUUUAAAAAUAUCUUUGCAUCAAGAUAAGUCAAUUGCCAUCAAAGUAAAUGUUUUAUAACUCUAAUGUUUACCAGUCUACAGAACGGGGUGUGUAUUCAGGGAACAGCCUGGUCUAAUAAUCCACUGACCAGUUAAUUGCAAAUGCCCCAAAAAUGAUUUGUAUGUAUAGUUCAAACUGCUUUGCUUUUUUUUAAAAGGGACGGGUAUCUGGAGCACCGUACACGAUUGGCAAUGUAAUAGCAAAAUCAAUCUUCCAACUGUGUAACUGUAUCCACUUUCACCUAUAAACACAGCAAUUAGUCUCACGAGCAAUUACCAUAGCAACUGUUCUUUGUAGAAAAUUGUAUUCAUUUUACUGUGUGAAUGGACAAGCUUGGGAACAGCUGGCCCAGCUGUUUGUAGCGACGGUUAUCCAGAUAAUAAUUGGUUUACUGUCUUAUACCCUGCUGAAAGUUAUAGCAUAGAUACAGAUUUGUAUCUGAAAAUUUCUUUAAGUACCAUAUCCAAAUUUUUUGGCAGUCACACUUCCUUUUCUGGUUAUUAGUGCCAAUAUUUUUGUGACCUAAGAUUAAUUACAGUUGCUAUUGGAGACCUCCACAGAACAUAAUUGGAGUUUGCAUGUAAUUGCCUUUUGUUAAUUUGCCCAUUCACUGCUCUCUUGCACUAUGAGCAGGGGCAACAACCAGACCAAGAGUGCAAUUACUUUUCACUCCAGUUUUACACUUUUCCUACUACGGGGGUUCUCUGAGCUUUGCUCCAUACAGUGAAGAGAUUCAGAUUAGCGAUUUAUGAGAAAUGGUGGGAGGGGGGGGGGGGGGGGACAGGUGAUAUUAGAAUAGCAGAUCAAUCUCCCAAUGGUACAGCAGCCAGGGUCAAAGCUGUAAAAUGUUUCAGCAGAAACACCUUUCCUUGUUUUUCUGAGGGUUAUGGAAGGCAGGAAUAUUCUUAGUUGGCUUGUAUCAUGGAACCGGGAUUCUCGGUGAGCAUCAACAUUGCGUCUAAGCAGAGACCACACAAUUAAAAGCAGUGUUGUUUUUAGGUGCUAAACUGCUGUUAAUUGUAAAGUUCAUGCAUUAUCUUAAAUUCCUCUACCGGGGUUCCAAAACCUGUUGAGUGAUGAAAAGUUAGGUCUUCUGCAAUAUUUGUAAAUAAGGUGCCAUGUACCUGAGGAAGAAAGAUUGUCAUAUUAUGACCUCAGGACUCUUGACUAUGUGACCAGCAGAGUUUACAAUGCCUGUAUUAUUGUCCUCUUCUGGCAAUCACAUUUCUUGUAAAUAGGAUUGAAUUUUAUGUAGCUGUACAGAGUAUCUUACAUUGGCAUGUUUAUUGCAAAAAAUUGUUGCAUUUUCUAAAUUAUUUCUCUUUUGAAACUGCUACCAUGAUGAGAUGCCUUUCUUCCCCAUCAUGGUUGGAGAGUCUUGGUACUUAGUCUAUCAGGACAGAGAUUUAUAGUAUUUGUGUACAAUAAAAUGGACAAUUUUAUCGAAGGGCAAAACAGUUGUAAGCACAAGACUGAAAACUUAUUGCCUGUCUUCACUAUGUUACUGAAGGUGCCUCAGCCUCUGACUGACUGAUGUCUUUGGUAUCUUUUUCUUUUCAAAACUUUGCUUUUUUAAAAAAAAGAAUGCUGGACCUUUCCCUGCUCUUUCCCCUUUAUGCUGCAUUUACUAUGGAGCUGUUUGGUGCUUCAGGGUAGAUUAGUGCAGCAGUUAAAGAGAUAUUGUAAGCAGGAAGCACGUUGCCUAAGGUCACGGUUAGAAUAAAAUUCUGAAUGGCUGUGCAGCAUUAGACCUGGACAAACAGAAGGAGGAAUAUCUCUGGUAUGUGCUCUUUAUCAUCCUGGUGGAUACGGGGUGCUCUUUGAGAGUUUGAGGUUUGCAUUUCACUCACCACAUCUCACCAUUCAGAACAUUUACCAACUGAGCUCCCACCACUUUCACUGGUGGUACAAAGAACAGCACCAUACCCUGUGUCAUCACUUAUAGAAACCAAUCUUUUACUAUUUUUUUAAAAUUUUGAGUAACCACCCUUCCUGCCCAACGAGUCCAUGCUGCCCAACUACAUCCAUGUGACCAAUUAAGCUACUAACCCAUAUUUUUGGGAAUGGGGAAGGAAACCGAAGCGCCCAGAGGAAAUCCAUGCAGUCACGGAGAGAAUGUACGGACUGCUCAUGAAUUGAACCCAGACUGCUGGUGCUGUAAUAGCAUAAUGCUUCCACGUCAUGUCAAUAUAACAUAAGGAAGUGCUGCAGUACUCCUGGCCAGGUAGUCUUCUGCUAUCGCUCCUUUUAAUUAUGUUUCCCUUUCCACUGCUGCUGCCUGGACUGCAGAGUAUUUCCAUCAAUUUCUGUUUUGAUUUUAGAUUCCUGGCAUUUGCAAUUUAUUGUGUCUUGGUUUAAAUUGCCUGUUUAUCAGUCUUUUUUUUAGAAAAGGUGUUUAUAUCCUUGCUUUUAUCCUCUUUUCCCCUCAGCUAGGAAGUUAGUUGGGAAUGAAAAGACAAGGAACAGAAUCUGUAGUGGCUUAGAUGUGUCCCAUUAUUAAUUCAGUGGGUUCAUGGCUAAACUUCUACACAAGUUCACCUUGCUCCAUGUACAAAACUGUUCAUCCAUACAAAUCAGCAGUAUUUUAUUAUCUUUAACGUGGUUCAUAGUUGUGUUACCUUAAAUUAUUAUUUAUUUUAUUUUCAUUCCCUUAGACCUGGUGAAGGCAAAAUCUGAGGGAAAUGGCCAUUGGGGCAUUCCAUAGAUUUCAUUUGAUCACUAUGGGAUUUUAUUUUUUUCUCUUAAAUUUUGGCUCUUUGCUGAAUUCAAAGCUGAAGGUGAAUAAAUGGGAAUGGCCCAGGACAACCCAUAGUGUGACAGUCAUAAGGCACAGGAGCAGAAUUAGGCCAUUCGGCCCAUCGAGUCUGCUCCACCAUUUUGUCAUUGCUGAUCCAUUUCCCUCUCAAACCCAGGCUUCUGCCUUCUCUCCAUAACCUUUCAUGCCCUGACUAGUUAAGGUUCUAAAUUAUUAUUAUUAAAUGGAGAUGAGGAGGAAUUUCUUUAGCUUGAGGGUGGUGAAUCUGUGGAGGCCAGGACCUGGUGUGUAUUUAAGGUGGAAGUUGAUAGGUUCCAUAGAAGGACUUUUAUUUAUUCCAUGCAGUAAUUUCAGUGGGAUUACUUCAACACUGAGGGCCUUCAAGCUAGAAAACUGAUUAGAUUUCCAAAAGCAUCAUUUUUCCAGUGCUAAUAAUUAGGAUUUGUCAUGCUGCUAUAUACUGGAUUUAACCAGGCUGAUGCCAGCUAAUUCUGACCUUCUUAUACUGGAGCUGCUGCUAGCAAGACUAUUAGGUAGCAACAGCCUUGCAGGACUGGAGUUCACUGUGCUCUUGUCUCACGUGACCAUUGCUAGCCAAUAGUUAAACAUCAAUGUGGUUACAGUGCAUGGAGAUUUCAGAAAUGAUAACAAAGAACCAGAAAUCCAAAAAAACUAUUGUCAUUAAUGAACAUAUUUUAUACUACUUUGAAUGGAAUAUUUCAUUGCAGAGGGAUUAUUGCAUUAAAAGAACAGUUUUUAUAUUAGAUUAAUAAUUUUAUCUGUAAUAUUGUUUAAAUGUUAAUCAGUUAUAUUGUAAAUGAAUACAUGCAGGUUUUUUUUAGUGAGUGUAUAUUUUUACAAAUGCACAGCAGGGUUUCACUGACUGAUCUUGUGUGUAAUCAUCCUAUUAUUGACCUGGACAAAGUGCCAAUAAGAAUCAAUUUCCUCAGUAGUAUAUGCAUAUUCUGAUAUCAUUCAUUGUGAAUGAACAUAACCCAAAAUGAAGGUGAUAUUUAUAAAUCAGCCUCUUCUGUAUGAACAAACACAUCUUGGUGAUGCAUACACACAAAAUUCUGUGUUUUUAUUUGCAAGUAUUGAUAUCAUUAAAGCUGAUCUCGGAAUCACAUUUCAGCAGUUAACAAGGCAGUCACAUCACCCAAUGGAAUAUUCAAUAAUUCCAGUACGAUAUUCGACUGAUCCAAAAUGAAGAACAAGGAUUGCUCAAAUGAAAUUUUGAUUGGGGUUUAAAAAAAUAAACUUUUACCAUCUAGUACGUUUUAAAUCAAUGGUAUUGAUGAGAAAAUUCCAGAGCAGAGCUAACACUUCAUUGAUAGCUUAAAAGCCAUUUUUAAAAUUCACAGAAUUACAUUUAAUUUAUUGUGUUUUAUGAACAAACAUUUUGUAUUCUGGUUUGAAAAUCUAUUUGAAGAUGUUUGAAGACCUGCUCCACAGCGGUAAUUUGUCAGUUCUGAGUCUUUAGAAGUAUGAGAUAAUCAAAAUCAAUCACAGCCAAUUAGAUCAUUCUUCCCUUUUAACGUUUGAGUUAAUCUGUGAAAGUUUCCAGGUCUAUAUUCUGUAAUAUGUCAUUGAAUGAGACUGACUGACUGAACCUCAUUGCAUACCUCAUGUAUUCAAUUCAUAAACCUUCCAAUUUUAGGGCCAAAUAAAGACAUUUAAGAUGAAA